Molecule: messenger RNA, 1370 nt
Organism: Jatropha curcas
Lineage: Eukaryota; Viridiplantae; Streptophyta; Magnoliopsida; Malpighiales; Euphorbiaceae
Product: protein ROOT INITIATION DEFECTIVE 3
Biological process (GO): DNA-templated DNA replication; rRNA processing
Cellular component (GO): nuclear pre-replicative complex; rixosome complex
Molecular function (GO): protein binding
Source: RefSeq, a predicted model, not a curated record
CAUAACUUUUUAAGAAAAUGUCAUUUUCUUCACAUGAAAUUGUCCUUACCAGCUCCCCUCAUGGCCCCAUCACUGUCUAUGACACAGUCUCAGGCACCACCCUAGCUCGCUUCAGCGGCAGCCGGUCACCCCGCCACGGCCUUGUCCUUGCAGGAAAGGCUUAUAUUGCUGCCUCUCACAUCUCCUCAGCCACAGCUUCCGGUUCUAUUCACCUCUACAACUGGUGGUCUCCAACAGCUUUGCACCAUCUUCCCGUCCCAGAACCUGUGGCUCCACUUGCUUCCACUCCUGAUGGCUUGUUUUUAUUUGCAGGUGGCCUUUCAGGAGAUAUCUUUGCUCUUUCAAUUCCAUCAGGAAACAUUAUCAAAUCAGUUCCUGCGCAUCACAAGCCUGUAUCUUCUCUCAAAAUCAGUAGUGACUCGUCCCUCCUGAUUUCAGGAGGCGAUGAUGGCGUGAUUGUAGUUAUGGCAAUCUUUCAGCUUCUAGAUGCAUCAGGAAAUGAGAAUCCAAGUGAUUCGAUAUUGCAUAGCUUUGUUGCACAUGAUGGUCCUGUGACAGCCAUCAGAUCUUGCACGAGGUUAAGUCUUCCUGCCAUAGUUUCUUGUUCAUCAGAUUGCACUUGUAAGCUAUGGAGCCUUCUGGAAGGAGAAAACCUACACACAGUGGCAUUCCCAUGUGUGAUCUUAGGUAUUGCUCUAGACACAAUGGGGGCAGAGUUCUACGCUGCAGGAUCGGAUGGCUUGAUUUACAAAGGAUCCUUUAAGGCUGAAAGCAGAAAAGAAGCGAGUCGGAGUCGUGAAUUGGCCAUAUGGGCUGAAAGACAUGGUGGAGCUGUUGUAUCGGUGGUUGUGGUGAAUGAAGGGAAGAAUUUGGUAUCUGCUGGAGAAGAUGGGAGUGUGUAUAUAUGGGAAAUAGAGAGAGGGCAGGUGAUUAUGGUUCUAGGAAAUAACAUGGAGGGAAUUAGUGAUGUAGUAGUAGCUAAAGGGAUUGGAGAAGGUAAAGGGUAUUAUGGAAAUGGAAUAAACAAUGAAAUGAAUGAAUUUGUUGGUGGAAGUUUAGGGUUAUCAGGUAAAGAACUUAGCUCCAGACCCAUAAAAGAAGCAAUGGACAUGGAAGAUGUUCUAAAUGUGGCAGCAAAUGAUAGAAGAAAAGCCAUUGAUAUGCUUGAGUCUGCAAUUGGAGUAUAUGAGAGGCUUUUGGAGCUCAUUCUCAAGGAGGCCAAAGGAAGCACUAGCAAGAAUGGUGAAAAAAGGAAGUGACAUGUAAACAUAUCAUAAAUAAAUAAAAUAGAGAAAUUUCAUGGAAGUUUUAUAUUUUUUCUUCUUUACCUUCAGGAAUGGAAACCAUUGGUAAUGCGUGUUAAUAGGUUA